AUGAACGUCGAGGCAUGUAAUCGCGCCGCCGACAAAGAGUCUCAAAGCUCGUUACCGAAAAAUGAACACGAGAGACGGAGAAGGCAAAGAAUCAUGAACUCUAUGGACAAUCUUGACUACUUGAUGAUCAUAGCUUCGCAAGAAAAGAAAUCCAUUGAACAAGUCAAGUACGAGUUAAAGUUGAAAUUGAUACAUGGUGACUAG
Messenger RNA from Lodderomyces beijingensis, 204 nucleotides. Lineage: Eukaryota; Fungi; Ascomycota; Pichiomycetes; Serinales; Debaryomycetaceae. The record is from the annotation of a GenBank genome assembly.